AUGUCCCUGACAAUCCCGGAAUUGCUCCGGAACACUGCAGGGAAUGUUCAGCUACCUGUUAAAGCUGGAAAGGAAGUCGUCAUUUCACCUAAGAGGAUAGUUGUCGUGGGCGGUGGUGCCGCUGGAAUUAGCUUUUUGAAAGUGGUCCGAGAAUUCCAGGAGCAACAGAAGGAUUUAAACUGGGAUGUUGUACUGUACGAGCACCGGGAUGAUAUCGGUGGUAUAUGGUACGAGCAAAAGAACAAGCCCGAUCCACCUAUACUGCCUGAGUCGAGUAUAUAUUCCCGUUUACGAACAAACACCCCGCACCCUCACAACACCUACUAUAAAUUCCCAUUUCCCCCUGGUACGGAUCUAUACCCUAUUCACACCAAGCUGCAUGAGUACAUGAAGUCAGUCGCCUCACACUUCAAACUCGAGUCUGCUGUACGCUUGAGACAUAACGUAACAUCUGCCCAAUGGAUCGGUAAUUCGACACAGGGAUACUGGCGCCUUAGAAUUGAACGACCAAUCACAUAUCAAGAAUCUAGCGAUUGGCAUUCUUUCAGUCCGUUGAAUCAACAGAUCAUCCCCAAAGAUGCAACGCAUGAAACUAUCUUCGAGAAUUUCGACCAUCUUAUUGUUGCCACUGGUCGGUAUCACUUCCCUCACGAAGGGAACUUCCCAGGGAGGGAGACAUGGCUGGCACAUAGAAAUAACUUGUCGAACGGGUCUCGGGACAUCCGCCACUCCAUUUGGUAUGAAGACGCUACUCCGUAUGUGAACAAAACCGCUCUCGUGGUCGGAGGCGGCGCGAGUGCCCAAGAUAUUACCAGGUUUGUAGCUGAGGUGUAUCAAUCUAUAUCGAAGAAAAGUAUUUACCCACCUGGUGGUGACAUAAUACGGAAAGCACGGCUUUCCCACUUCACUCGCGAUGCGGUCCACUUCGAGGAUGGAUCGUUUGAAACGGAUAUCGAUUCGGUUAUUCUCGCUACCGGCUAUGAGCUGAGGGUGCCUUUUCUCGAAGUGGGCGGCUCGCUCAUUUACGAUCCAACAGUCACGUCACGAAAUACGACCCACAUACACCCACCCCCGCACCUACCUCUCACCUCCAAUGGUCCUUACGUGAGACCGCUUUAUAGACAUACUAUGAGCCUUAGCUCGCAAUUCCCACCUACCGCGUUGUUUGUCUUGUCCUUCGCCCGACAUCCCCCACCACAAGCAACUGCUGUUGCACAGAGUAUAUUUGCAACGCGCCUUAUCGCCAAUCCCGCACUUGUUGAUCCUCACAGGAUCAAGCUUCUAAGGGAACUUGAAGAAUACGAGGAACGGCUGCGUAAUAUUGGUCUUAAUCCCGAUGUAAGCGGCCAUCGGUUGGUUGAUUGGAAUCAUGACUAUCAGGAAAGUAGCAACUUUCAAGAAAGUCUCAUUAAUUUCCUAAUGGAAAGGAACGUUACUCGACUCCCUCUUCGAGGAAGUAAUCAUACAUAUGUAGAAGACUGGCGGAGAAGGAUGGAUACGAAUCCUUCGUUGGUUGUCACCAAUAAAAACUGGCUAGAACUAGAGGCUCGUGGAGAGACCGAGGCGCUUUUACGAGGGAGGGAAAAGGAGGAAGAUUGGAUCGAGCUUUUGGACUGUUUGAGGGCCCUGGAUGGGACGAAACAACCUACUUGCCAGGCAUCAACACCCUUGCAGCCUGCUUACAUCUCAUCUGGUCAUAACAGCUGUGUCGUCGAAAGAAGAUAA
Messenger RNA from Cantharellus anzutake, 1725 nucleotides. RefSeq lists its product as uncharacterized. The coding region runs from base 1 to 1725 and encodes 574 amino acids. The record is from RefSeq and is a predicted model, not a curated record. NCBI's taxonomy places the organism in Eukaryota, Fungi, Basidiomycota, Agaricomycetes, Cantharellales, Hydnaceae. The transcript is spliced from 4 exons. Gene Ontology annotation, molecular function: flavin adenine dinucleotide binding; N,N-dimethylaniline monooxygenase activity; NADP binding.